Messenger RNA from Daphnia carinata, 403 nucleotides. Its product is annotated as neuropeptide-like protein 31. NCBI's taxonomy places the organism in Eukaryota, Metazoa, Arthropoda, Branchiopoda, Diplostraca, Daphniidae. The record is from RefSeq and is a predicted model, not a curated record. The transcript is spliced from 2 exons. The coding region runs from base 47 to 283 and encodes 78 amino acids.
UUUGCAACGACAGUUUCAACACGGCGACUAGCUGGACAGCUCCAACAUGAAUCGCAAUCUGAUUGCAGUUUUCGCGCUCUUGGUGGCGAUGUUGAUUGCAGUGGAUGGCAAACCUAUUUUCGGUUUGCUGGACGGUCUGUUUGGUCAUGAUCAUCAUCAUCAUUACUACGAUCACGGCCACCAUGGUUACGGACAUUACGGUGGUUAUCCAGGUCUUUACGGAGGCUACCCAAUUGGCUACUAUCCUCCUUACGGAUACGGUGGCUAUCAUUACGGCAAAUAAAACAAAACCACGUUAAGGCCAACGACGAAGACAUCACCUGUACACAUUUAAUUUAAAUAUUCGAUUGCAAUGAUUAGUAUCCAAUUUUUUGUUUAAUAAAAAAUUUUUAACUUGGAAAAA